Molecule: messenger RNA, 1845 nt
Organism: Chelonia mydas (Green sea turtle)
Lineage: Eukaryota; Metazoa; Chordata; Testudines; Cheloniidae
Gene: MAD2L1BP
Product: MAD2L1 binding protein
Exons: 2
Coding region: 63-1076 (337 amino acids)
Biological process (GO): regulation of exit from mitosis
Cellular component (GO): nucleus
Source: RefSeq, a predicted model, not a curated record
GCUCCGGUGGGGGGGGGGGUCAGGCCCGCCGGGACCGGAAGCAGAGCGGACGCGAGGCUCCCAUGGUGCCCCGCGGCGGCGGCCAUUCAAAUCGGGGCCGGGACGCGGGAGGCGGCCGAGCUCGAGGCAGAAAAUGGCGGGGCCGGGCCGCCAGGAGCGGGCAGGUGAGGCGAGGGGCGGGUUCCGGGCUCCCACCCCCAGUCCGUGCGUACGCGCCGCAGCCGGGUGACCUCUCCCUUCUCCCCACAGCUGACCUGCUCCCGACCGAGCCCGUGGAGGCCCCGACGGUGACGCCGGAGCUCGCCGCGGGACGGGGCGGCAGCAGCGCGGCGGCGUUUCACUGCCCGCAGGGCCCGGCCGGCCGCGCCCCGGGCUGCCGCUCCGUCUCGGUGGCGUUCCCCGGCCCGGUGACCCAGCAGGGCUGCUGCCACUUCGCCUGCGAGCUCCUCAAGCACGUGCUGUACCAGCGGCACCAGCUGCCCCUGCCCUACGAGCAGCUCGCCUACUUCUGCAGGAGGGCGCUGCCCCGCCAGCCGCAGGAUGGAGAUGCAAUUAAGAAGAAGCCACAUCCCCCAGACCUAGGGAGCAGCAGGAAAUGCCAGCAGUUGCUAAUGGAGCUGGAGGGAGUGUUCCGGCACUUGGAAGCCAUGUUCAACCUGACAUUGGUCCCUCGGGUCCUUAUUCUACUUGGAGGAAAUGCCAUGAGCCCCAAGGAGCUCUAUGAAAUCAACUUGGAGGGCAUCUCUGUGGGCAAUGCUGAGGAGAGCCUGCAAACACCAUCCUGUGUUCGUAAACUUUUCCACUCACUCUUCCUUGCAGAUGUCUUCAGUGAGCUACAGGCUGUCCCUGUCAUGGGCACCAUUGUCAUGGUCCAGGGGCACCGUGACUGUGGCAUUGACUGGUUCCGACCCAAGCUCAACUACAAAGUGCCAGCACGUGGGAGGAAGCUGACGGUCAACUUGUCCUGUGGUGGAAACAGCAGUACAAAUCCAUCCACUCAGCAGGGAGUGACCUCUGCCUGGGACAACUACAUAUGGUUCCAAGCACCAGUGACAGUUAAGGGCUUCCAUGAAUGACUCUUACUCUAUAGCAUUUUAAUGGGGCAUUUUUAAUAAUAUCUGGUGCUACUUUAGUUGAUACAAAACAAUGUUUUUAUGAUCUGUAACUACACCUCUCUGAAUCCUAUAUCCAGGGAAUCUGCUACCUGCAUGCAGUUGGGGUGCAUUCCACUGUCCAUACAACAGAGCUUUAAAUAUCCUCAUGCAAGGGUAAGCACUAGAGCAGUUUUGCCCCAGAUAUAGGUCUCUUGGGGGAAUGAAGAAGGAAUUCCCUAGAGGGUUGGUGGGAGUAAUUUUAUGUUUUUGCAGCAUGCCCACUUACCCAGCCAAUACUUGAAGCAACCUUCUCUGGGAGUAUCAUGGUGUUCACAUAGCUGUUCUCCUCUACUUGCUGAUAAAGUAGUGUGCAAUGUUAAUGGAUGCACUGGGACUUGAUGGAUUGGUGCUUAUGCUUAAUAUGGGGGUGACAAAGGCUAUCUAGCAGGUCUUACUAAGCCACUCAGGAUCUCACCUCCUUUACAGUCUGGUAAUAUCAUGAAAACAGAGGGAGGGUUGGAGGUUGCAUAGCUAUAACAAGAAUCACUUCAGGGAUAUAAUGUUGUGUGAGGGAUGUUCUAAAGAGGGAGAUUUCUAACCAUGAGAGAGGUCUGCCCAGCACUACCUUUUCUAUACUUGUGGGAGAAUGGAUAUCUGAGCAAUGCCACUUGCACCCAUGGUGAGAGGGCUCUGAAUGUCUUAAAUUUUCCAACUAUCAGUGAAAACAUAUAAAUGAUUCAUGUUUCAUUUC